AACAUCAUGAGCAUGCAUGUGUGAAAUGUAUAUAUAUUCAAUUCGUUUCUUUUCAUGAUCGUUUUAACUUUACUUUGAAUUCUUCUUUCAGAUAUCUAAUUAUUUAAAAUUCAUUAUUUCGUUAUAAUUGUGAUUUAUUUAAGCACUUCUGAAAACCAAAAACAAAAUGAGCCAAUCAAUAUUAUCCAACAACAACAACAACAACAGCAGCAAUAAUAAUAAUCAACCAAAUGCUGUCUUUACCAUAACUGAAAUGCCCGAUUUGGAACAAGUAUAUUCUCUAAUCAAAGCAAUGUAUGAACAAGAAGAAUGUAAAGAAUGGGCAUCUAAAUGGCUAGAAGCGCUGCAAAGAUCCGUGUUUGCAUGGAAAAUAUCUGAUCAAUUAUUGAUUAAAAAAAUUGAUUAUCAAUCAUGUUAUUUUGCUGCACAAACAUUGAAAACGAAAAUAUUACAAUCAUAUACUGAAUUACCAGUGGAAAGUUAUGAUUCAUUAAAAGAUUCGCUUAUCAAUCAUUUGAUCAAUAUGAAUGUGAAGCCAAUUGAAACACAACUUUGUCUCUCUUUGACGUAUAUUUUUUAUAUAAAUGAAAAUUGGAAACAUGCAUUCGAAGAGCUUUCACAAAAAUUAACAAAAGGUACAUUUAUUGAAAUUCUCACAUGUAUCGCUCAAGAAUAUGAUGAAAGUCGGCCAAUAUUUAAGCUGCCCAGAGCACGACGUGAUCAACUUGAACAGUAUAUGUCAAAUAAUUUUUCAAUGGUCAUUCAAUUGUUAAUUUCCUGUUUUCAAGAGUUACGUACAUGUAAUGAUACUGCUGUACAGGAAUUUAUCAGUCAAAAAUGUUUAUCUUGUUUUGAAUCCUGGGUAAAUUUUGCCAAAAAUGAUCACGUGGAUUUGGUUCGUCAGAUGUUGACGAUAAUUUUUGAAUUUCUAAAAAAUCCUGAUUGUUCCAUAGAAACACAUGAGAAAGCAUCGGAUGCUUUCUGCAAAGUGAUUUAUCAAUGUGAAGCACAUAGUAAUUUUUCCGAUCUACGUGUUCAAGUCAUUGAAAUGGUUUAUGCAUUGGAAACGAGCUAUGAUAAUGCAUUGGCUGUAGAAGAUUCUUCAAAGUUGAUGGAUUUGGCAAGAAUUUUUGUUGAAUUGGGCAAUUCAAUCAUUGAAUUUUUGAUUUAUGAUCAAAUUGAUUUGAAAAUCAUGCAACUGAUUCUUAAAUGUGUUGGACAUUAUGAAUUUGAAGUGGUGGAAAUUACAUUCAGUUUUUGGUAUAAUUUUUCCGAAAUUCUUCGUAAACAUGAUUAUGCAAAAUUUGCUCCAUACUAUAAUCAUCUGUUCACAUCUUUAUCACGUCUUUGUCGUUUAGAAGUUGAUUCAGAAAUUAUUGUUGAUGAAAAAUCUGAUGUCUACGAUUAUCGAUCACAAAUUCAUGAACUAAUACAAGAAAUCGCCAUUUGCAUUGAUUGGGUCAAUUAUACCAUCUCGAUGAAUGUUAUGGAAAAUUUCAAUUCGACAACAACUUCAUGGGAAAUUAUUGAAGCCCAUCUAUACAUCAUGUAUUGUAUCGCCUAUACGGAUAAUAUUGAUAAUGACAAUAAUCCACUUAAAAAUGAUGUUUUAUCUGCAAUGAUUAAUUAUCUAUUGAAUUUACCGAAUCAAUCUGUCGCAGAACAACAACAACAACAACAACAACAAGUACCACAUGUACAGAUUUAUGCUACUGGUUGUGAUCUAAUUGCUGAAUUAAAUGAAUGGAUCAAUGACAAUACAAAUUUCUUACAUCCAGUUAUAAUAUUUUUAUUGAAUAUUAUUACCACGAACCAUGUGAAGCUAACAAAAUUAUCAAUUAGAGCUGCCAUUGCUUUGAAACAAGUCCUGAGUACUAUGACCAAUAUUGUUGAUUAUGAUUGGAUCUCCAAAUUAUUUAAUGAUCUAAUACAAAUCUAUAAACUAAUUGAAGAUCGUGUUGAAUUGGGCGUACCGAUUAUGGCCUGCUGUACAGCCAUAUUGUCUAAUGAAAAUAUUGAAAAAUGUGAACAACAAGAAACAUUUUUUCAACUAUUGUUACAAAAUUGUCUGGACAAAAUUCAAGUUGUAUUGAAUCAAAAAUUAUCGAUAGAAGAACAUAAAUUAAAAUGGGAAAAAGUCAUUGAUAAUAUUUAUGCUGCAUUCAAAAAUUUUCGUCCCAAUGACAAGACGAAAACAUCGACUGUGAUACAUGCGCACAUUAGUGAGAAUAUAUGGCCAUUUUUAAAAGAAUCUAUUGUACAUUUUGCACCAAUCGAUACUCAAGUGAUUGAACAUUGUUCACGUUGUGUUCGUCAUAUUGUACGUUCAAUGAAACCAUCUUAUCUUUUGCAACCGAUCGUUGAUCAUAUUGUUCCAUUGUAUCAAAAUUUUCCAAGCAAUUCCUCUCUUUUAUAUAUUGGUGCUGUUCUGGUCGAUGAAUUUGCCGAUCCAAAUAAUCUGAUUUUAGCCGAUGGCUUAAUUCGAAUGCUAAAUGCAUUUUCAAUGACCACAUUCCAUAUUCUAAAUGAAAACACAUUCAAUCUUAAUCCUUACAUGAUUGACGAUUAUUUCAAUUUAUGUACACGUACAAUGACCAAUCUACCGGAAAAAUUUUUGACAAAUGUUGAAACAUUAAACGGGAUUGUCAAUUUGGCUAUCAUGUGUCUUUAUUUGCCACAAAAAGAAGCAAGUGAAUCGAUAAAUAAAUUCCUGAUUGAAUUUUUCAAGUUGAAACAUCCAGUGGUCACCACACAAUAUGCGGCUACCGAUUUUGGUCGAAAUAUAUUUUUUUCAUUGAUAGAUUCAAUAAUGUUUAAAUUGCCUAGCUAUUUCAUAGCGGAUAUGGUGGACACAAUAUGGACAUUUAAAUGCAACUACGCUCAGUUGUAUGAUCAAUAUCUACAAUAUACAACGGAAAAUUUAUAUCAAAAAAUACAAAAAGAAAAAUAUAAUAUUAGCCACGAUAAACUGAAAGAUUUCUACGAAAGUCUACGAAGUGCCAAUAAUGCUAAACAAAUGGCCAGUGAAAUACGACACUUGCAGCGUUUUUUCAAUUCACGAUGAUGAUAAUCAAUUUCGAUAUGGCAAAAAUAUGAUCAUUAACGUAACGUAAUGUAUGAAUCUAAUUAAUUGGUGUAUAUAUAUCAAACACACAUGGCAACGAUGAUUAUAUAUUAUAAUUUAAUUUUCAACAAUUUUCUUUU
Dermatophagoides farinae (American house dust mite) is the source of this 3204-nucleotide messenger RNA. Its product is annotated as transportin-3. Gene Ontology annotation, biological process: protein import into nucleus. The record is from RefSeq and is a predicted model, not a curated record. NCBI's taxonomy places the organism in Eukaryota, Metazoa, Arthropoda, Arachnida, Sarcoptiformes, Pyroglyphidae. Gene Ontology annotation, cellular component: cytoplasm.